AGUAAAAAAUUAUUCUGUAACCAAUUGGUUAGUAGCCCAACACUUAAGUGACCAUUAAUUCAUUUCCGCUGGCAAAAAAAAUAAAAAAGAAUUUACCAAGUAAACAAUUCGCCGGCGGAAGACUUCUCCCUUGCUUCCUUCUCCUUCCCAUUCUCCCUCCCUCGCUAUUUUUUGUGUUUCUGUUUGGACAUCCAAAUUCCAAAGCCUAGGAGGAGCCAAACAACGACUUCCCACUACGACCCCACCUUCCUCUCCUCUUCUCUCUCCUUCUUCUUCAUCUUCUUCUUCUUCCUCCCCUCCUGGCCUGCCCUCUUCUGCCUCUCCAGAUCUUAACAGCCUGUCCCUCUUCAGCUUCCCAAGUUCGGAUCUUGGCCAAUUUGGAGAUCUACUGUCGAACACAAACCCAGCUCACUGAUUCACUCAUUGAUUUCUCCUCCCCUCCUCUCUCCUCAGGUACUCAUCAAAUUUAUGAUUGCUGUUGCUUUCUCUUCUUUGCCAUCCAAGUCGCAGUCGCACUUCAAUUGGGUUUCUUCAGUAACAACUGGCAGUGAAUGAGACUGCUGCUUCGUUGAGCUUCGAUAGCGUACUUUCUGGAUUGAAGCUUUUGCCUUUCUUGGGAUUUCCGAGAAGGGGGAUUUCGUGACUUUCGUUUGAGUGCUAAUGGGUAUUUGGAUUCGGUUUGACUUUGGCGGCGCAACAGUUGGUGGAACACUUGGGAAAUUUGGUUCUCUCUUUAGUUGGCCGAAUUCUUGACCUGAAAUCAAAGCCUUCUGCUACCUAAUGGAAUAUCUUGCUGUCCGUUUUCUGUUGCUUUAGGUUUCUGGAUUCAAUGAAUAAAGUCUCCCCAUUUAUUGGGUUUGGCCUGAAAGGGUUUGUUUUGGUUUGUUUUGAAGGAUCUAAAUGGGUGCUACUUUUGCUUUUCUGUUCCCAGGAUAUAUUGCUGAUUGAAAGGGGGCUGCUUCACUUCUUGGGCGAUCCCUGAGUUCCCUCUGCAUCAAGUUUUUAGGGGUCAUUUUUAGAUAUAAAUGCCCGUUAGUGGGAUUUGAUUAUGAAGGGAGGAGCUCAAGGGUGGCGUUUUGGAAUGGGUGAUGUACAGAUCUUCCCUGGACCUCGCCACCGUGCUCCAUUGAAGAGGCCCGUAUGGAUCAUUGUCUUGGUUUCUAUGGUCAGCUUGUUCCUGGUUUGUGCCUACGUUUAUCCACCUCAGAGUGGCACAGCUUGUUACCUCUUCUCUUCCAGAGGUUGCAAGGCUUUGUCCGAUUGGCUGCCACCUGCUCCAGCUAGGGAAUUUACUGAUAGUGAGAUAGCUUCACGAAUUGUAAUUAGGGAGAUCUUGAGUGCCCCUCCUGUCAAAUCUAAAACAUCUAAGAUCGCGUUCAUGUUCUUGACUCCUGGUCAGCUGCCUUUUGAGAAACUGUGGGAGAAGUUCUUCAAUGGUCAUGAAGGGAAAUUCUCUGUUUAUGUCCAUGCCUCCAACAAUAAACCAGUGCAUGUGAGCCGGUAUUUCGUUAAUCGGGACAUACGCAGUGAACGGGUGAUAUGGGGAAAGAUAUCGAUGGUUGAUGCUGAGAGACGCCUUUUAGCCAAUGCUAUGCAAGAUCCUGACAAUCAGCAUUUUGUUCUGCUCUCUGAUAGCUGUAUACCAUUGCACAAGUUUGACUAUGUCUACAACUACCUGCUGUAUACAAAUGUCAGCUUCCUCGACUGUUUUUAUGAUCCUGGUCCUCAUGGCAAUGGCAGAUAUUCAGAGCAUAUGUUACCUGAAGUUGAAAUAAAAGAUUUCAGAAAAGGUGCACAGUGGUUCUCAAUGAAGCGGCAGCAUGCUAUGAUAGUUUUGGCUGAUAGUCUUUACUACUCGAAAUUCCGCGACUACUGCAAGCAUGGCAUGGAUGGAGGGAAGAACUGCAUUGCUGAUGAGCACUAUCUGCCAACCUUUUUCCAUAUGAUCGAUCCUCAAGGAAUUGCAAACUGGUCAGUAACAAAUGUUGAUUGGUCCGAGAGAAAGUGGCAUCCAAAGUCAUACAAGGCUCACGAUGUCACUCGUGAACUUAUAAAGAAUCUUACGUCAAUUGAUGUCAGUGUACAUGUAACAAGUGAGGAAAAGAGCUUGGACGUGGAUGAGCAGCCAUGCAUAUGGAACGGGAUUCAAAGGCCGUGCUAUUUGUUUGCGAGGAAAUUCCAUCCAGAGACUCUUGAUAAUCUGCUGCAACUCUUCUCUUCCAACUAUACAGCCAGAUGAGUGACAUAGUUUUUGACUCUUUUAGAAGAAUUCUUUGGUUGGAUGAAUCAGUGGUUUCUUUGAAAAUUGAGACACCUCCCAUCGAAAGAAAAAGAACUCUUGUGUAUCUUAAGAAAAGGGAUUUCUAAGUCAGCCCCUCCAGAUGAAAAGCAGCGGUUGGAUUUCUUGAUUCAUAUUAAGCUAAGGGGAGGAUAGUGAUGAGGAAUAUAGUUCAGAGUUAUGGUGAGAAGGCAAUGGUGGUGGCUAACAGAAUGUUUGGUGGGAGAAAUAUAUGAAGAAAAUUGGCUGCAGCCUUUAUUUGUUCUCCAUUUUGGGCUAUGGACCUUUUUCUAUAUUGGGUAUAGUUAAUUUUUUCCAGGGGGGUACUUGAAAUUUGUCCUGAAAGCUUUAGUGUUUUGGAUCUUCUUUUCUUUCUUUUCCUGGUUUUAUUGUAAAAGUUGGAAAGGACAGCUCUUUGUGAGGUUGGAAAUACAACAGUUGGGACUAUCCCCUCCCCCACUUUCAUUUUGGUAAGGAAAUAUCAGUUUAGCAGCAGCCUUCAGUAUGACUUGCGGUCUGUUGUUACUUCUUUGUUGUAUUUAUUUCCUGUAUUUGCUUUUCUAUGAAUAUGAACAACUAGAACACAGGGGAGAGAGAGAGAGAGAGAGAGAGAGAGAGAGAGAGAGAGAGAGAGAGAGAGAGAGAGAGAGAGAGAGAGAUUAUCAUAGGAUUGGGAAGUAAAGAGAUGGAAUGACAACAACGAGAGCACCAUGCAUGGAAAACAACACACAACUCCUCUCAAAAUGAGAUAAAAAGGGAAAGACAACAACAAAAGAGAGACCAUCACUCGACUCAUCAUGUUAAUGUUUGUUUCUCUUGGACUCCUUUUUCACACCUUUCUUUUCCCCUCCUUUGGUUUAUGUUGGAUGCUUGGUUGCAUGAACUACAUGCUCAUAGGACUUUCAGGAUCAUUAAGAGAUGCAAUUGCAGCUUCUAUUUUAUGUCUCAGUUCGUCUUUUUCCUCUUCUUCUGCCUGCAAUAAUAUAAUAUAACAUAAAUUCAAUCCCUUAAAAAUGAGUUCUCUAGUUCAAUAACAUAAAAUCUCAUCUUUGCAUAAAAACAAGUAUUACAUCAUUGAAGGUGGGCAUGCAACAAUUCGCACCGUACUUAACCGGAAUGAAUCAAGAUUGAUAUAAUAAAAGUAGUAUACAUCUCUUCAAUCUUUGGAAAGUAUUUUCGAAUUUUAGAAUUUUGUUUGUCUCACUUCCACAUAUGAAUUGAAUCCUCUUAAAACAACAAUAAAAAAAAGGAUCAUAUUGAAAUCAAACCAAAUGAGCUUAUAUGAAAUAAGAUAUUAAUUCAAUUCUAAUUAUUUUUAUACUGACAUAUGUAAAUUGGAUAUGCUUCUGAACGAAAUCGAAGCAAGCACACGCCUUUCUUUUAUAUGAACGAUGGAUGUGCUAGUACAAACAUGUGAGAGGUAACACGAUAACAUUAAUAUAUGAGCACAUUGGCAAAUAAUAUGUUUAUGUUUCUUUAACACAAUCGAAUCUUGUAAAUCACAAUUAGAUGUAUAGCCAACUUGCCCACACUCCAGCCGUGAAUUUGGGAGAACAAGAGACUUUACAAGAUUCAAAGGGGAGGGCCAACCCUAGAAAUUGACACUAUUAUUUUUUAUCCAUCAAUUCAUACAUUAAUAAAUUAUUGUUAUUAAU
Molecule: messenger RNA, 3933 nt
Organism: Linum trigynum
Lineage: Eukaryota; Viridiplantae; Streptophyta; Magnoliopsida; Malpighiales; Linaceae
Source: the annotation of a GenBank genome assembly